Messenger RNA from Topomyia yanbarensis, 1347 nucleotides. RefSeq names its product fasciclin-3-like. Gene Ontology annotation, cellular component: cell-cell junction. The record is from RefSeq and is a predicted model, not a curated record. NCBI's taxonomy places the organism in Eukaryota, Metazoa, Arthropoda, Insecta, Diptera, Culicidae. The transcript has 6 exons. Gene Ontology annotation, molecular function: cell adhesion molecule binding. Gene Ontology annotation, biological process: cell-cell adhesion. The coding region runs from base 98 to 1183 and encodes 361 amino acids.
ACCGUCUUCGCAGUUUGAAGUUUUAUAUAAGAAGCCUUAAGCAUCAAAUAGUAAAAUUCAGUGAAAAGUGAAAAAAGCAGCACUGUCCAGAAAGAAAAUGACUAAACUUUACGUGAUUGCGUUACUGUCCAUGACAGUUGCAAUCUGCAGGGCCUUGGAAGUGAUAACCGAACCCAAAAGCUCAAUAGUUUCCGAAGGUCAACGGAAUGUGAAUCUGCUGUGCAAGGUACCUGGCGGUCAACCGAUCGAUUUUUGCAUUGUCAAAGUUCCUGGAGUGCGAGCUCCUUUUGCCAGCAGUGAUCGUCUGCCAGCUCCAGUGCAGGGGAUCACGUUCUACGGAGAAGGCUGGAGUCGAGGGUCAUGUGGGGUGACCUUGGCCAGUAUUGUCCCGGAAUAUGGCGGGACGUUUGAGUGUACGGUUUCCAUCAGUGGGCAGUCCUACAAGGGAUCGAUCGAUAUCGUGAUAGAAGGUGAAGUUGCUCCUGAACCUCCCGUGAUCGAGGUGUCCAGCAACGUUGACGCUCGGGAUAAUGAAUUCGACUACGGAAAGCCGUUGAUCGUUAGAUGUAUUUCCCGGGGCGGUUGGCCAGGUGCCAAGCUGUCUUGGUAUUUGGAUGGCACUCCUAUCACAAACGAAUUGGGGGCGGCCUUUUCCGAAACGAAGGAUCGCCGAACGACCGUUCAACAGUUUUUCCGCAAACCAAUCGCAGUAGAGGACAACCGAAAGCGAUUGAUUUGCCGGGCAGAACAUGGUUCCUACCCGAAUGGAUACAUGGAAACUGAGCUUCCGAUAAAGCUCCGAAGAUCCAACAGCAACGACAAUGAGAUCACGAGUGGUGAUCUGAAAGAGGGUCCGAUCAAGCCACGGCCACCGCAGCUGUUGGUUUCUAGUGACAUCAAAACUAACAACGGUGCUUUCAAAAUCGGCUCUGAGAUGGUGGCAAAUUGCGUUUCAAGUGAUGGCAGACCGGCGGCUACAUUCCUGUGGUUUUUGGAUGAUGUACUUAUUUACGAGGGCCUCUCGACACCAUACAUGUCCAGAAGCAACAAGGGAACUAUCGAAACACAGCAGGUCCUGCAACGAACAGUGCUAGAAAGCGACAAUGGCAAGAGUCUAAUUUGCAAAGCUCGACACCCGACCGGUGUAACAGAGACGCGACUAAAAAUAGUGACAUUCAGAUGAGCUCUUUUAUGAUAGUGAGACGAAGUUUUUUUAUGAUUAAUAAAAAAAGUCCGGUUAAAUAGACAAAACUACUGGUUUCCGUGUUGUUUUGGCUUGUUGGUUUUGUUUGUUUUGGUUUUGGGUUGAUACUUCGACCGUGCUUAAUUCGACAUAUUAAACCAUCA